AUCAGAGCGGAGUGAGUGCUCUUGUUCUGCUCGAACGAUCUUUGGCUACAGAGCCGAGCAGCUGUCAAUGCACACUAGAGCGUCACGACUGGUAGGAGGCUUUGUGGACGAGCAGAGAGGCUUUAAAAUGCAACUCAGCGACGUUUUUCGUACUUUAUCACCUUGUCGCAUGUGCAGUACGUGACACGUCCCAAACGUUCCUAUCUAGCGUGCGAUAAAGAAGCCGAGAGGUCUUGACUUUCUCAGGGGUGUUUUUGUGUGUCUGUGUCCGGAGCUGACGGACGGUGGAGUACAGCCGCCGCCGCUGCUGCUGCUGGUGUCCGUUGUGUGCUGCUCUGUCCAUCCGGCAGGACUUGUCCAGACAUGAGUAACGUUAAUCUGAUUUUUUGGGACCAGUUGCAGGCUGGCAGCUCCGAGGUGGACUGGUGUGAAGGCAACUACCUGAUAUACCCCACCAUCGCUGAAUUUUACAACACGGUCGGUUUUGACUUGUAGCUGCUGAUGAUGAUGAUGUUCGCUCCUUUUCUUUUUUUUUGUUCUGUUUUUGCACAAUGCAGCUUUGUUUACAGGGACAGCUGGCUUUUUUAUUCUGGCUUCUUGUUUUUCUUUCUUUGUACUGCACUGCCUCUUUAAUAAUUGCCAUGAAUGUUAUCUUCAGGUUAGCCGUAGCGAGCUGUAAGUCCUACUGACUUUAUUAGGCGUUUGGCUGCUUCGACAUCAUGAUAUGUACCGCUAUAGCUUCAGGUUACAAAUGUUUCUUUUCUUCAUUUUCACUGCCUGACAGUUUUCUCUUAAGGCCUGGUCGUUUUCACUGAGCUGCAGUUCAACUGUGAUGUAUUUCUUUGCUCAUAGCUUUCUUUUGUUUAUCAUUUCAGAUCAGCAACAUUUUGUUUUUUGUUUUGCCGCCCAUAUUAAUGUGCUUAUUCCGCCAAUAUGCAACACAUUUCAACAGUGGGAUUUACCUCAUAUGGAUUCUUCUUGUUGUGGUUGGUAAGUUUGCUUGUUGGCAUUCAAGACGUGUUGUUGUUGUUGUGUGUCUGUGUCUGAGUGUGUGUCGUGUUUGAUAAUGACCUCCUAACCCUGCAUGUUUGAAGAGAGGUUUAACUUCCAUAUAAUGUCAAAUUUCAACCAGUAAAUGUCCAAUACAGAUCAAUACAGAGUCCAACUAGUUUUGCUAAAUAUAGGGCAAUGAUUGAAUGUCUUUAUAUAAAUGUGAAUUCUCCCUUCUUCUUCUUCUUCUUCUUUAUUUAUCUCAAACUUUAAGAACAACAACAAAAAAAUAACUAAAAAGAAAUACACCGAACAAAAUAAUACAUAUAACAACUGUACAUGUGAAAGAUAAGUUUACACAACAUAUAUAUCUCGAAAUAAACAAUUUUAAGAAGAAACAGAAUGAAGCAAAAAACUUAUCUAGUCCCACCCAUUCCGUGCAAACUAGAGAUCAAAAAAAUCUAUUUGUAUAAAUUACAAAGAUCUGUAUAAAUACCUACAUAUUAAAGAUAUUUGCUCAACACUAUAUAGGUUACUUAUUGUAAUUACUUGCAUAUUUUAAUAAUAGUCAGUGUUAUAAUAUUCAGAAUUAAUAUUACUUAUGCAAUCAAGUAUGUCUAGUCUAUGUCUAUGUCUUUUUUAAUACUUCUCUAAAGUUUGAUUUAAAUAUUUUGAUGUUAUUAGACUUUUUUAAAAGUGACAUCCAGGCUGUUCCAGAGUUUAACACCACAAACAGAAAUGCACAUACUUUUCAGAGUUGUGCGGACAAUUGGACAAAUAAAUUUAUGUUCGCCCCUCUCUGGUUUUGAACAUCUUUUGUAGGUUACCAGGUAACUUACUUCGUGUUACUCUGUACAGCACAAAUGCUGUACAAAUUCUAUACUUCAUUUUAUCUACAGAAAACCAUUAGAAAAGGCAUGCAUAGGAAUGUAGUGUCUAUUAUGUAACAUAAAAAGAAACUAGAUGAACCAAAAAAUUGGCAUUUCAUUGCUCAGAGCAACAAGUCAUCGUAAAUAUCUGAGAAAUGAGUACUUAAUGUUUUUAAUGAUAUUAACUGAACACUUUGGGUGUGUUUUAGGAGGCAAUCAGGAAGUAUAGUACAACAAUUUGCACAAAAAAAGUCCAGAUAAAAACAGUUAUUUCUUUCUUUUCUCACAAACCCCUCAUGCCAUGGAAACAGAAAAGGCUAUUUUGGCAUCAUGCAGUAAAUUACUUUAUUUGACACUUGCACCUCAGGCAUCAAAAAGGCAGCCUGGGAAAAAAAAGGUCAAUUUUGGCGUCUUUUGCUUUUGCACGUUAUAAACAGCUCAAAAAGUCCUCACAUGAGCUUGAACUAUACCAGUCACAUUUCUGUAUAAUAUGAAAGGCAUUUGAAAAGAUUUUAAUAUUAUAAAAAAAAAGAAAAUUGCAAAUAAUCAAGAAAAUAACUCACAGAUGAAUAAGUGAUAACAAACAAUAGUACUAUCAGCACUAGAGUACACUUGAAUAAUACAAGUUGUACAUUUCAUGUGUGUUUGAGUUGUAUUUAGGUGCUGAAUCUGGUAUGCUGACAUUUUUAACUUCAAUAACAACACUGAGGUUUGCUCAGCUAUGGUACCAGUUAUAGCUUCAGCUUCUCCUGAAUCAUUUCACCCUCCUUUUAUAAUGACUGGGCUCAUUCAGCUGCUGUAUGAAUACGCCUUUUGCCUCGAUUUCAUAUGAUUUGACACAGUGUUCUCAGUUCUAGUGCCACUGUACAGUACAGUGUGGAAACAUUCAAAAAAAGAUUAUGGAGCUGAGUUUCCUCACUGCUGCUAUGUAAACAGUCAGGUUGCUGUGUCAGAGCAGAUAACCUGACAGACCUCCCUCUGUUCCUGAGAACUGACCUGAGUGCGUGGUACAAAACAACUGGAGCUGUUAGCUGGUGGGAUCUGCAUAUAACGAAUAAGCAACAACGAGUCCAAUGUAAAUAGGUCAUCUCCUCUCACUCUAUUUCUUUGUGUUAAUCUCCUUCUGUUCGAGCAGAGUAGUCCCAUGUUGCAUGAAUGACACUCAGGGGCUCCGAUUGCUUCUCUGAGAAAUCCACAAGCCGUCAAAAACACACAGCAGACAAAAGGUUACAUAGUUUCAUCUCUCUUCCAAUGACGUUAUAGUUAAAAUGACCUUUGACCUUGAGCAGAAAAACAUCCCCUUGGGUGAAAAAAGGAAAAUGACAUCCAGCUGCUUUUCUCCUGUUUUUGGCCUCAGCUGUACGCGGGCUGAGUCAUUCACAUUAGUUUGGGAUGGCUGCAUUGUGCCUACUUUCAGAAGCUAAAGUAUCCACCGUGAGUUUAGACAGAGCUGUAACUAAACAUUAUCUUGUUUUUCUAUUUUUGUCCCUAAAAUGUUGGGAAACAGUGAAACAUUCAUAGUUUUCUAAUUCAGGUCAGUGUCAGCUUUAUGUAAGGUCUGUAUUUUCCAAUAUGAACCCUCAAUCAUGUAAACUGUUGAUAGUCAAUUUGAUCUAUCAACAUGGUCUACAAGAUGUAAGAAAGUGGAUUAAAAAAUGUCUCCUAAAGAUGUAAAGUUAAUGUCAAGAGUGCACCAGUAAACAGUUUGGCAUAAUGAAGUGAAGAAAACAGAAAAAGUAUCAGCUGACUGUAGGUUCACUGCAUGGUGGACAGGUUUAACUGAGAGCAGAAGCGACUCUUGGAUAAGAAGGUAGUUGAAAGGAAGGAAGGAGUCCCCUACAGAGCCUGUUACAAAAACAGAUUACACUGAUUAUAGACACUCUGUGGGAGCAUGAUAACAAACUGGCACUGACUGAUCUGUCUGUCCAGAGCAUUUGAAACUCUCAGUGACUGACCUUUGAGUAACUUUUCAGUAUUCAUAAUUGUUUGUAACACAUUUAGAUUAAAUCAGCAGCUGUUCUCUAAUACUGCAGAAACUGAGUUACUUUGGCUACUUUUCCCAAGUGCUUUGUGGUGAAGGUUUAGUGUCUUGACUUGCUUUCCUUCUUUGUUGAUUAAAGAAAGUGUUAGGGCUGGGCGAUAAAGCGAAAAACUACAGAUACAGAAAUUUACGACAAUAACCAACGUCAUUUUGCCCAUAUGGGUAUAUUCGGUGUCAAAAAAUUAAAGUUGGUUUUAGAUGUGUGUAGGUAGGCUCUAUCCAGUCUGUAACAAAGAGGGAAAGACAGGUGAGGAGAUGGAGGACAGUUCAAAAGUUUUGGUGGCUGAAGUAGAUGAAGUUAAUGUGGGAGGGGGUUAGCAGCUUGUGGAGUAGUUAUCGUCCCUAUAUAGCUAUCGAGGUGAACUGCUUAAUAUAUAAUGAUAUUGAUUAGAGGCCAAAUCACCCAGUCCUAGAAAGUGUUAUGACAUGAAAUACAAACAAACAAGUCCCAUUAAAACAGUCUUUUAACACUUUGAGCGGCUGCUGACUCUCUAUUGAUCACAUUUCUUUUUUGUGUCCUUCAGGUAUCGGCUCCACAUAUUUUCACGCCACCCUUAGUUUCCUCGGCCAGAUGUUGGAUGAGUUGGCCAUCUUGUGGGUGCUCAUGUGUGCUAUCGCCAUGUGGUUUCCAAAAAGAUACUUACCCAGGAUGUUCAGAAGGGAUCGGUAGGUUUGAUCAGAGCAUGGUUAUGUUAGGAUUCAUACUUUUUCUAAGCUUUUUGAUCAAACUAGGGCUGUUUUUCAGCAGACUUCCCCCACAGCCUUAGGAGUAACUACAACAGCGAAUGAUAUCUCAUUUGAUCCCUGAUCAAUGAAUUCAGAGAGAGAACUUCACUGUGCAUUUAUCAGUGUUUAGCUGGGCAGGCUUAGGUAGUUUUAUUACUAAAAAUCCAACAUUCAGACAAAAGGAGAACAUUUUUAUUUCUGCUAAUUUAACACUAAACUGUUUGAAUUGACUUGUCGGCAGUAUUUCUGUCAGACAUGCAGAGUUGAGCAGCUUCAUGUGUUGAGUUCACAGUUGGCUACUGUUUUGUCAUGUGAUGGCUUCACUGCUAUGACUCCCUGUUUAAUAAUAGGCCUGUCCGAGAUAGCUGACACUAGGAAAAGCUACAUCACAUGUCUUGACUUCUCUUUCCAUUGUCACAGAGUAGCUGAGAGAUUCUUGUUUACUGAUCUGUUUACAGUGUUUUGUUUUUUUUGUUUGUUUCAUUUUCUGAGAUGUCUCAACAUUCUUCAUAAAUUUCACAAUCCUGUUCAUGGCAUUUAUUACACACUCUGCUCUUCUGGCUUGUUUGGCUCAUAAUCUAGGUCAAGGUUCAAAGUGGUCAUCGGUAUCUUGUCAGGGAUCACCACUGGGCUGGCCUUCGUGAAACCUGUUGUCAACUCUUUGUCACUCAUGACUCUGGGCAUCCCCUGCACUGCACUGCUCAUUACUGAGCUAAAAAGGUUUGUCAAAAGGUUCCUCAUUAUUAAAACAGUAGAGCAGAGCCAGGUCAUGAUGUCCUCUGACUGUGAGUCCAUUUAAAAGCUCAGGAAGUUUUCAGGGAGUUGCAGCUGUAAAAGCCUUAUUACCUUGAGACACUGACUUGGUUGUAUGGAUUCAAUGAGGCCUCUGAGAGCAUAACAAAUAUUUAACCUUUAUUAUGUACAUUUGGGGGCAGUGGGCUAAAUGUGUAGCUAGGGCUGGGCGAUAAAACGAUAACGAUAUAUAUUGAAAAUUAAUUUCCCUCAAUAUCAAUAUGAAACAUGGUCAAUAUCCUUUUUGAUAGUUGGCAUUGUGCCAUGUUUUGGUAGACUAUACGAAUAGCGAAUGAAAAGAGGAGUUGCUGCGGGUCCACUUUGGGCUGAACCAGUCGUGCUGAAUUAGAGCCAAGUGGCAAAAAACUGCGUAGUAGCGGGCUGCAGCUACACGCAACCAUAACACGUGAAGCCAACAGCACUGUCGGUGAGAUAAAGAGAAAAUGAGUGCUACCCUCAGCAGAAAUGCAGAUGAAGACUCAACAGAUGAUGACAUCGUCAACAACACUGGCAAGAAAAUGUUGGUGGCGUCGAGGUAUUUUGUUUUUUUGAGGUCGGACAUGAAACAGAGUAAUGUGCACUGCAAAUUAUGUCGAGUACAUGUUCUUGCAAAGUCGUGGAGUACAUCAAAUCUUUUCACCACCUGCUCAGCAGAGCACGCACAAUGCAAAAGGUUACAAACCUCGAGCCCAGCAAGGAGCCCAUGGCGCCUGUGUAGCUGAAACAUCCGACCAUUAAGUCCGCUUUAUCUAGCGCAACCCCUUGCGACAAAAUGUCGAAGAGACACAAAGACCUCACAGAUGCAGUAGCUUAAUGUAUUGCGAAAGACAUGCUACAAAUAAGCACUGUUAAAUUCCAAUUUUUCAUAUCAUGAUAUAUAUCGAUAUCACUGAUAUGAAAAAAAAUAUAUAGCGAGUAACUUUUUCUCAUAUCGUCCAGCCCUACAUGUAGCAAACGCUCGGGGCAAAUGAUCAGUUUUGUUUUUCUUUGGAUCAGGCUGAACCAAGUCUCUGUUCAGGUUUUGAUGUCGUGAAGACAGUUAAAAUGAUUCUUGGUGAGGUGAAACAGUCAAAAAAAGCUGUGUCAUCUAGACCAGCGGUUCUUAAGUCCAGUCCUCGAGGCCCACUGUCCUGCAUGUUUUGGAUUUUUCCCUGCUCCAACACACCUGAUUCAAAUGAUCAGCUCGUUAUUAAGCCAUUAUAGAGCUUGAUAACGAGCUGAUCAUUUGAAUCAGGUGUGUUGGAGCAGGGAAACAUCAAAAACAUGCAGGACAGUGGGCCUCGAGGACUGGACUUGAGAACCACUGGUCUAGACAGAACAUAAUAAAAAGGUUAUAAUGGUUGGACGUACAAACCAACGAUUUAUACUGACAACAAAUGAAGCUCAAACAUUGUUCCUUAGUGAAUAGAUCAUUUUAUGCUGCAGUAAAUAUAUGUAUACUGAAGUCAAUGUAAUAGAUGUUUAGGCUCCUUUAUUAGUUAAUGUGCAAUGAAUGUUAGCUAAAUUUAAAGAUUAAUGAAUCUUAACUUUUUGGUGUGCCUCUUCUGGAUCUGGGUUGGGGAAUUUGGGUUGUGUGAUUAUCUGCAUGUGAAAGCAGCACAGUUUUUUAGAAGUGGGUCACACUUCUAUUUGUAAAUCCACGUUACUUUGAAUGAUUGAUAACAGACUUGAUAAGAAAUUUGAACUUAAAAUGACCCUUGGAUUUAAACCCUUAUCACAGUUUGUGUGCUCGAUAGGUUUCUGUACUGAAACCUGCGACUGCCAUCAAAGUACAGAUAAGUAACUGAAUCAUGAUUCCCUACUUAAACUUUAAAGAAGCCUCAGCUAGUUUAAGCUUUAAUCAUCAAGUAAACUACGUAACACUGUUGUAGCCACUAUAGCUGCCCCACAUGCCGAAAGUUAAAUUAAAUGAAGUGCAAGUUAUUCUUUAUUCAUAUUUUAAAGCAUGUACAUCAUAACUUUGAGCUAUCAGAACCACAACAACACGAACUCUGUGCUUUCAGUCUUCCCAGUGAACCACAACCAAAACAGAGUUAGGAUGGGCUUUCUACACUCUGUACUACUUGAACACGUCUCCUUUGGCCUUUUGUGCUUGUAUUGUCUAAUGUAAUGUUGUCUGUUUCAGGGUAAUUAUAGGGUCUUAUGAUGUGAAAGAAUGUUCCUGAAAACACACACACGCACACACAACAAGCAGCUUGUGUGUGUGUGUGUGUUUGUCUCUAAAGCUCUCCUCCGUCACACUAAUGGGAAACUUCCCGGCUGUUUCCGUUUCCCACAUCCCUUCCUCUCCAUCGUCAGUCUUGUAACCUCCAGUCAUCCAUUGUUCACCAUUUAAGUAAUUCUUGACAUUACUGAAAGUGCCAGUCAUGUACCGAGACCACUUGUUUUCGUUUCUGCUAAGUGGGAGAGAGUUCCUGUUAGCUGAUGGACUUGUGCUCUCAGAAACAACAGGCAUUAUUGGUAAUGUUUGCUUUUUUACUGUACCCUGGUGCCCCCUCUGUUCAAGCCACUUCCAGGUGGAGGUUUGGUUUAUUCAUUGUAAAUAUUGCACAACAGAAAGCGGCUGAGACGGUGAUUCUUAUCACGCUUGUGCUACAAAAGCUAUGAUAUAUAAAUACAGACCAGGUAUGCUACAGGACAAACCAAAAUGAGAGGAAUCUGUGUGAGCAAAGUUUAUUUUUACAUCGCAAAGUUCUGUCUGGGUACAUCCAAAAACUUCAUAUCAACUUAAUACCUCUACUCAUUAGUACAUUCCCUGUAGGCUAGCAUGACUUUAAAACACAUAUGCAUGAAAUAAAUGUGAAUGAAACGGAAUAUUUGCAGGGGAAAAUAUGUAUCAUUACAUACACGUAAACGUAAAUAUGGAAUUUCCCUCCAAGGAGCAAUAAAUGUCUUCUUCUUCUUCUCCUUCUUGAAGAGGAAAUAUCUGUAGUUCAUUUUGAUGGGUGGCUAAAAGGAUAAGUGCAGCAAUUGAACUCUCAUGUUGACUUACUAACUGACCAUAAACACCUUUUUUCAAUACAGUGAGAGGAAAAUACUAAUACUGUGGAUAUGCAUGAUACUAAUUUGGAGCUAGGUGGUUAGGAUGAUCUGUUUUUUAUGGCUCAUCUGAUUUAUCUAAACAUUUUAAUAUCUAAGAAACAACAUCAACCUCUAAGAGUACAAAUAUCUGGUGCCUUUUUAUGACAUUGAAACCUACAGAAGAAGAAGUAGAAGAAGCUCUUUGGUGUCUGUAAUAAGUAUCCGGCCUCGUUGCUCUGAUCAUAUAGAGCCUCUUCCUCUCUUUUCCCUGGAGUGACAGAAGCCUCUCAGCAGUACUUCACCCAGAUCGGCCUUUCCUCUCACUUAUCUCUGCCUCCAACAGUUAGACUCCAUCACACCCACCAACCCUCCAUCUGCAGGGAGAAGUCCUAGUUUCAUGUCAUGUUUCUUAUCUCUCUUGCUUCUGUUUGAGCUGAUAGGCUCAGUAUCCCAGACAUCCGGCCACGUGGUGAUGCUUUUGUCAGUUUAUGUUUGGUUUGUGUGCCGGAAGGGACGUUGGUGAACAGGGCAGCUAUACUGUGGCUGAUCCACUGUCGGCGUUAGCUCUCAUCUGAACAGCAAGAAUUGAAACACUUAAAGUAGAAUGAAAUACUGAUGGCAAUAUAAUGGCUGAUUACCCUUGAGGAAGUCUGUCUAUUUUAGUGCUUCCUAUUGCCCUGACUCUGUCUCUUGAUCAAUUAUGUAAUUUGGUGAAAAUUUGCCUGUUUUUUUUUUUUUUAACCUUCCUUCUGGGUUAGGGUCUGCACCGACCCGUUUUUGUUUUUAAAUGCAUAAAAGAACCACUUAAAUUAGCUUUUUUGCAUCAAGACUUUUUGACUUUGUUAGGAACCUCUAUUUCAACAAAAUAGAAAUAAAAAAAAUUAUUGACUUAAUUAUAAAAUACUCUUAUUAAAAUGAUGGCACUUGUCGUGUUAGUGUCGCUGUCGACUCGUUUUGUUUAAAAAUCAAUAAUCAGAGCAAAAACUAAAAUCAUAUGUGCACUGUCAGGCAGUCAGAUCCUCUUCCAAUCAUGUGAGAUGUAGGGAAUUCUCAUUUUGCCAUGUUAUUCCCUGCACAAAAAACAACAUCGGGCAUGUCCAGACAUGUUAGAUCAAUUCAGUAUAGAUGUCUGUGUGAGCGGUAUACUGACAAAGAAGGUCCACAACAAAAAAUAUUUAAGCAAUAUUUUCAUGGAUAAUGAAGCCUGACAAGUUAACCUAGAGAUGAGAACAAAAUUGGAUGAUAGAGAAUCGUUUUUAGUGUAAUUUACAGCUGAUUUAAGACCCUUAACAUAGUGGGUGCACAGUAAAAGCUAACAAAGGAGGAAGGAUAGCAACCUGCUUAAAGAAAGUCUAACUUACAAGAUAUCUUAAAUGUGAUAUCAUAAAUGUGAAGGUUAAUCCCUGAUCUUUCAGCUUCCCACCGUAUCUGCUCAUACUCAGAGUGUUUUCCACUGUUGCUCUGCAUUUUCACAUAUAGGCUGCAACAAUCAAUAUCUCCCAACACUGGAUCGAUAAAGAGCAUGAAUGUAAAAGGGGUCAUUCAUCAGGGCUUCUCUACUUAUCUUGAAAUCACUGCUCGGAAUUUUCCAGGGCCUGUGGCAUCAUUUGUGUUUGUUUUUUAUCUAUGUUGUGCUGUAGCUCUUUCUGGAAAGAGUUGGUGUCCCAACAUUCCUGUCUCCCUGAAACAAUGCUAAUUUGAAUUAAAGGUUUGUAAACUGCUAUGACCUAACCAAGUGUUCUGUCUUAAGGGAAGGUAAAAAAGAUUGUCACGGUGACUAAACAGUUGCAUCACAGUCUAGUCAGGUUUCCUUGCCCUUCUUUGUUUGCCCCAGCCAGCAGCAGCUGCAGCAGGGCUGUGACUGCUCUGUCUAAAGAGGACAAGACUAAGAAUAGUUUUGCAGCAAUUUUGGUUGGCAAGUGACUCAGACGGUCACUGCUGUGUCCACUUGGAUAUAUUUGUGCAGGGUAAACCAGAGAAAUGGGUUAUCAGAAUGACAUAUAUAACUAUAGAUCAAUGCGGUGUGCAGUACAGCCUAUAGUCUAACAUCCUGGCAUGCACAUCUUUGUUGUAAAUGUAAAAAAACAGAGGUGGGAGCCUUAAAACAGACUUAAUCAGACUUUUACAAUGACUUCAAACACAUUUAUUCAUGAAUAAAAAAACAUUGCUGGUCAGACAUCGUCUGUAUGUCUACUUUGUUCAGUUAUCAGCCAUCAAACAUGCAUUUAUGUAUUCGUGUGUGUAUGUAUGUCCUCGGGUUUGCACACGUUUCUCAUUGCUCUGUUUGGCUUCUGCAGGUGUGAAAACCCUCGAGUGUUCAAGCUGGGUCUGAUCUCAGGGAUCUGGUGGGCACUGGCUCUGCUCUGUUGGAUCAGUGACAGGAUAUUCUGUGAAAUGUGGUCAUCUGUCAACUUUCCCUAUCUACACUGUGCUUGGUAAGCUCAAACACAGCUCAGAGGGGCGAGUACAUUUGGACUAUCUUCUCAGUGAAAAAUGUUCUCGAAAUGUUGCUCUGCUCUCAGUUGAAUUACCAAAUCUAGAUCAUAUGCAAUAAUGUGUUUUUGCAUUUUAAACAUUGACAGUUUACAAAAAGAGAUCUGUGGACACCAUAAAAUUAUUUCAGUGUCUUUAUCAGCAUGUUUCAAGAGCUUUAAAUUUCAAUUUCAAUGAGCUUUAUUGGCAUGAUUGUUAUGACAAUGUUGCAAAAGCAUUUUAACACAAAAAUAAUAACAACAAUAAUGGUGAUAGUAAUAAUAAUGAUAAGAAAAAAAUAUACUACUACUACUACUACUACUACUACUACUACUAAUAAUAAUAAUAAUAAUAAUAAUAAUAUAAUAACAACAACAACAGCAAUUAUAACAAUAAUAGAAAUAAUGAUAAUAAUAAUAAUAGCAAUAAUAGUAAUAAUAACAAUGAUAGUAGUAAUAAUAAUAAUAAUAGCAAUAAUAGUAAUAAUAAUAAUGGUAAUAAUAAUAACAAUAAUAGUAAUAAUAAUAAUAACAAUAAUAACAAUAAUAGUAAUAAUAACAAUAAUAGUAAUUAUAAUAAUAAUAAUAGUAAUUUUAACAAUAAUAAUAAUAAUAGUAAUUUCAUAUAGGGUUUAAGGUGUUGUUUUAAUGAUGAUAUCAUUGCCACUAUACUGCACAUGAGUCUGUUUUGGGUUAAUUUCCCCUCUCCUUGAUCUCACAGGCACAUCCUCAUAUGUCUCGCUUCCUACUUGGGUUGUGUUUGUUUCGCCUACUUUGACGUUGCAACCGAGGCCCCUGAACGAGGACCCGUCAUCAUGUUCUGGCCCAAUGAGAAAUGGGCUUUCAUCGGGGUGCCGUACGUCUCUCUGCUCUGUGUCAAAAAGUCUGCAAUCAAGGUGACAUAAGGCGACAGAAGUGGAGUCUGCUGCUGUUCUGGUCAUGCUUUAACAAUUCUCACCUGGGUGUAUCCAAACCAUGAGAUACAACACUACGUCAGUGAGUCAGGUAACAUCCCCCGGUGCUUUCGUUCAUGAUGAGGUGAUGUUGGUGAUGCACAUUUUUGCAACUAUGGAUUGUUAUAUCCUUUUCAAACCGUCUCUGGUCCAGUUUUAACAAAACCGUAGCAUUUCUGCAACUCUGUCACAAACAAAAAAAAACACAAAGGAGGUCACAGGUGAGUUUAUUGUGAUACAGGGUGACUUUUAGAAACAGUAUCAAAGCCAAGAAACCUUUACAGUGUGCCAAACCCCUCCUCAGGCUUUCUAUGGGUGAUCAUGUCAGUGUUUGUGUUAUGCAUUUCAAGCUUCUUUGAGAAGUUUUGUAUAUUUUAUAGUAACUCAGAAAACCUCAUUAUAAAGCAGUGUUUUGCUUUUCUCAAUAUAAAUAUGGCAUCUUAUAGGUGCAGUCUGGCCAUUAUGAAAACACGUAAAAGCACUGGAUCAGUAACUGUGAUUAAUGCAUAAAGUAUUAAAGCUUCUUGUUAUGUUGCUAUGCCAAUCUUACUUAACCCAAGAAACAGGAAUCCAUAUCAGAAAAGGCUUUAUCGUUUUUUGAAUAUAAAAUGGAUUCACUCUGUAAAAGCUGCCCUCUCUGACAACAAAGACUUUGAUUGAAAAUGUCAGGAACACCAUCGACUUCUUUCUAUAGUUGGUGUGCUCUUUUACUUCCAGCAUGGCAUCUGUGAGUGUUAUAAAUGUGUUUAAUAUAUUCCUGUAUAUAGUUUAACUAACAACAAACAUUAUGCUAUUAUUUUUUAACCAGAAGGAGUAUGUUUCAUGUAUUGCUCAAUGAUUAGGUACAUUUUGUUAUUGGCCAAAACCCAAAGUAGAGAAGAAACAGAAUGUAAAAUUCAAAUGUACUGAAUUGUGAUUGAUUAUUCAAGUCAAUAAUUAUGUAUUUUGCACAAAAUGAACAACAGUUCUCAAAGCCUUUGGCUGAACACACUCUGUGUAGCAUUUAGAAAUGUAAUUACGUCUAACUUUCUGAAAUAGUCGCUUGUUCAUGUUGAGCCUUUAAAGGCCCAGUGUCCAAGAUUUAGAGGCAUCCACGGUAGAAAUGUAAAUCCUUAGUUCUCUCAGUAUUAAAUCACAAGAAAUUAACAAUCAUUUGCUUUUCUCACCUCAGAAAGAGCUCAUUUAUUAAACCCAACAAUUUAGUUUAAAAUUUGAUCUCAUGUAGCGGUCCCUAUGUCUCAGACUGCAUAAUGGGGGAAGGUGAGGUUGUGUGUUGUGUGAUGCCACUAAAACACAAACACUGGUCUUUAACAGCUGACGUUUUCACAGCAUAUGUUGUGUUUAUCUAGAUGUCUGAACUCCUAAAUGUGUCUUCAGGGUUACCUACGCCAAUCUCAGUAUUCCAGACAUUGUGCUGUUUUUUUUUUCUUCAAAACUAUAAAAACUGUGCAACAAGCCUUAAACACACAGGUAUAUGGACUACAAAAGGAGGACAGUGCAUUUAUUGAGUCCUUCUCUGAAGAGUCAAAAGACAAGGAGGAAUUCCAUUGUAAUGGUUGCAUUGAAUAGAAUGGAAAUAACAUUUAGGACUUAUGGUUUUAAAUUGUGGGACAAAUGGAUAUUAUAACUCGUACCUCAAAUCUAGCCUGGCUGUCAGUGGUCAUUUAAAGGACAGGAAUAGAAAGUCUGUGUCUGUAAUCAAAAAGGGAAGCAUGUGUUGUGUCGCAAAGCUAAACACUGACUCUAUAAGACAAGGAUCACCAAAGCUUUUUCAACACCAACCAUUGUUCAAAAUGUUGUUAUUGAAAACUGCCUCAAGCUGUUGAGCUAAUUCUUCUUUCUGCCUCUGCUACUGCAAAGGCUUUUUGGAAAUCAAACUGAUGAUUUAACUCAAGCACACAUUAAGGGUCAAAUGAAGAAUCAUAAUUACUCAUAUUUUUGUGAGAAUCUACGGUGAUAUUUUGUAACAAUAUGAAGUCUUUUGUAAAGUGCAAAUCGAGUUUAUAUUUUUCUAAGUGAACUGCAGCCAAAAGUGAAGGGUGCAUUGUAAUUAAUGCAUGCAUAAUACCUUUGUUUUGCCAAACAUUGUUUAAAAAAUAUUUCUUUUUUUUAUUUAAAAUUUUUAUGUGACUAGAAAAAACUUAAGCAGUAUUGACAAUGUGAACAAAGCUAUUGUAGUGCCCCAAAAUACCAGCAUAAUGCUGCAUAUUUUAUAAAAUUAUACAUCUGAUCCAUGUAGGUGGAAUGUUUGUAUGCAUAAUAAGUCAGUGAAUCUACCACAGUGAAUAGACUUUGAAUAGAAUGGCAUGUUAACUGCUGCCCUCUGCAUUGUGUGUAACAUGUCUUUGGCCUGAAGUGUUAUUCUGAGUUGAUAGAAACGAGUUGUCUUCUAUUAAAAGGACUUAGAUGUGUAUGUAAAUGUCUUUUUUUUCUGCCUGCAUUGACAAUAGACAAAAAAACCUGCACAGAAAUAUUUAUUUUCAUAAUUUAUCCUGUUUUGUAAACAAAUGUUUGUAAUAGAUUAGAACAUGAGUACCUUAUUUUUGUUUUAUGGAAAUAAACCCAGCCAAUACUCAAA
Molecule: messenger RNA, 14441 nt
Organism: Xyrichtys novacula (pearly razorfish)
Lineage: Eukaryota; Metazoa; Chordata; Actinopteri; Labriformes; Labridae
Source: the annotation of a GenBank genome assembly